This is a messenger RNA of Nelumbo nucifera (sacred lotus), 1296 nucleotides long. RefSeq names its product dehydration-responsive element-binding protein 2C-like. Gene Ontology annotation, biological process: positive regulation of DNA-templated transcription; response to stress. The record is from RefSeq and is a predicted model, not a curated record. Lineage: Eukaryota; Viridiplantae; Streptophyta; Magnoliopsida; Proteales; Nelumbonaceae. Gene Ontology annotation, molecular function: DNA-binding transcription factor activity; transcription cis-regulatory region binding. Gene Ontology annotation, cellular component: nucleus.
CCCAACGACACCUUUCACAGCCUCAGCAGUUAAAGAUUAAUUGAUGGAUAGAUUCAUCCAACAAUCCACACCCAGAAAGGAAUCUCUUAUCAGAAUCUAUUCCAAGGUGCUUGUGUCUCUUUCGACCCGUCUAAGCCAAAGUCGUUAAGGUGUACAGAAACGUCUCAGCCAGGUGUGUUCAUCGACACUUGUUCCCACCUUCCACUGCCAAGAAUCAAGCCCACCUACUGAUCUGACAAGUGUUCGUCAGCUCUUCACGUUGCUAUAAGAGAUACUCUUUUGGUCUGAUUUGCUUAUUUGGCAUUAAUGCCGGAUCCUGGGAAGACACAGACAUCAAUGCUUCUUCUCGAGUUUUGAUAGAGGAUAGAUCAGAAUUGCUUGCACUUGCAAUUGCAGAGAGUCGUUGAUUGGAGUUAUUUAUCGAUCAGUGAUCAGUGAUCAGUUCUGGUUAUGGGGAAGGGAGAGAAGAGGUCACCCAAGAGGAAUUCAAGGAAAGGAUGUAUGAGAGGCAAAGGAGGGCCAGAGAAUGCUCUGUGCCCCUACAGGGGCGUAAGGCAGAGGACAUGGGGGAAAUGGGUGGCCGAAAUCCGGGAGCCAAAUCGAGGCGCCAGAAUUUGGCUGGGCACGUUCAAUACGUCGCUGGAAGCAGCGGUCGCUUACGACGAUGCGGCUCGCAAGCUUUACGGGUCGUCGGCGAGGCUGAACUUGCCGGAGCUAGCAACCAGCCCGGCUUCUUGCUCCCCGGCAAUAAGUCUGGCCAGCGGAAGUACUACUACUAGCUCGUCAAGUUCAAGCUUCCCUGGGCUGGACACUAGCACAAGCGACUCUAGCAAGAGUUUUCCAGCUUCCACGGAUACUGAAUUCACCAUUAACGAUUUGGAAAGCCAGUUCACUGUUGAGGAUUUAAUGAAGGAUAAUGAUGAGCGUUUAAUGCCCAACUCUAACAGCGAUAUGGAAGGUGGUUUCUGGGGGAACAUGGCCUUAGAGCUGCCGGAGUGGCUGGAAGCGCCACCGGUGGAUAGUGAUUUCCUGACCAUCGGAGAUAUUUUGGGUUGGGAUUCCUAGCUAGCUCCUGAUAGUGGUAAUAGUUGCUUCUGAGGUUGUUUUUGGUUUUGUAUAGAUGACGAGUAUUGUAAAUAUUAUAUAUAUAUAUAAAGCUAGCUAAUACUAAGGUGACCAGAGGUUGUCGUAACUUGUACAGUUGUUGAAAGUUAUGGAACUCGUGUUUAUAACUUUGUAUUUUAGUCGACGAGCAGGGUGUCCUUUCGAUUGAUUCUAUUGGUUGAUUCUUGAUUU